AUGCAAAAUUUUUCUUCUGUUUUUCGUUCAAUAAUACUGGCCGCUGUUGUUUGCGGCCUGACUUUUACGCCGCGCGUCCACGCUGCUGCCUACACCCUGCCAGAGGAUAACAACAGUCUUCUGGGUGCUGUAAAGCAGGUGCAGCUGGUUUAUGAAGACACUUUUGCCAUCAUUGCGCGGCGAACGGGUGUUGGAUUUUCUGGCCUGCAACGUGCCAAUCCGGGUAUCGAUGAGUGGUUACCCGGUGCUGGUGUGUCGCUGGCGUUGCCGACUUCCAUGCUUUUGCCGGCAACCCCCAGGCAAGGUGUUGUCAUCAACCUUGCAGAGCUGCGCAUGUACUUCUUUCCGGAGUCGGGACAGCAGGUGUUUGUUUAUCCGAUUGGUAUUGGCAGCGAAGGGCGCGAAACCCCGGUCAUGCAGACUUCAGUUGUUGGGAAAAUUGAAAAUCCAACCUGGUACCCACCACAGUCCGUGCGUGACCGACACGCGGCUGAAGGUGACAUUCUACCGCGGGUAGUGCCGCCGGGGCCGGACAAUCCGCUGGGUCCCUUUGCCAUUCAGCUGGCCCGCUCGGGUUACUUCAUCCACGGUACCAAUGCCCCGAUUGGUGUUGGGCAGCGGGUAUCGUCGGGGUGUAUCCGCAUGUACAACAAUCACGUGGCAAGUCUGGUUGCGACGCUGCCGAAUCGCACGAGCGUCCGGGUGAUUGAUCAACCCUAUAAAGCAGGGUGGCAGGGUGAUGACUUAUAUCUGGAAGCACAUCCGCCGUUGGAAGGCGCUUUAAACCAUAGCCAGGCAGUGGCGGCGGUGAUUAGUGCGACAAAGGCGCGUGAUGCGGAUGUCGACUGGGGCAGGGUAGUUGAGGUAGCACGCACAGGCAGUGGCCUGCCUGUACGUAUUACACGCUAG
This is a messenger RNA of Symbiodinium necroappetens, 909 nucleotides long. Lineage: Eukaryota; Dinophyceae; Suessiales; Symbiodiniaceae. The record is from the annotation of a GenBank genome assembly.